Messenger RNA from Amphimedon queenslandica, 2922 nucleotides. RefSeq lists its product as uncharacterized. The transcript is spliced from 7 exons. The coding region runs from base 80 to 2683 and encodes 867 amino acids. NCBI's taxonomy places the organism in Eukaryota, Metazoa, Porifera, Demospongiae, Haplosclerida, Niphatidae. The record is from RefSeq and is a predicted model, not a curated record.
CACCUUGGUCUAUGUAAACAGACUAAAACAGUACUUGACACUAAAAACGAGCUAAAAAGAAGAUACUAUCUCAAGAUACAUGGCUACAGCUGGUCAAUUUCCUAGUCAAGAAGCAGGUUUUGACUACAAUGAAUCACAAGAGGAGCAGCAACACUCAGCCCCUAGUGAAGGGGUACUAUCUGAAGACAAGCCACUUAAUUUGAGGGUCCUAGGAGACAACAGCACUUUUACCAUAGGACCACAAGAAAACAAUAUAUCAAGGACUGAGAUGGGUAGCCUUCAAAAUACAUUUCCUGAUUUCAUGAAACAAGAAAAAGUGAAAUUACAGCCAGUUUUACUCUGUUUGGGAGACAUGGAUGGUGCAGGGGGUCGAAAAGAAGCCAUGCAACAGAUGCUAGAAACACCUAUUGCAGAUGGUUUUUCUCCUUACCACAUUCUAGCAUCAAAGAAAUACUACUUGGCUGAUGUAGACACAGGCUUGAAGCUUUAUAAUUAUGGUUUUCAAUCUUAUUCGUUGUUUGCCGACAGUCUCAUUGAUGAUCUGCUUAAAUCUAGAGUUUAUGAACAUGAAUUGCUUAAAAAGCAUAUGAACUGCCUAAGGACACAUUUAAAGGAAAAUAAGUCAAGCAAAGAAAAGGUAAUGAAGCACUUAACAAAGGGGGUCUCUUUAAUCAAAAUUUGGGAUUUAUCUGUUCAUUCUAACGCUUUUCACUUUUUGAGAUAUUUCAGUGGGUUUUUAACCAACAGUCGUCUUUGGCUUUUUGCUGGCCCAGGCAUGUUAAAGCAGCUCGCAGUCGUAGAUACAACAGAAUCAUCAGAAGCAGCACAACCAUUGGAAUCACCAGCAGCUAAAGAUAACCCAAUAAGACCAUGGAAUCUUGAAUUAGAUUACCUUCUCCGCUCUACUAUGAUCUGUAACAAUUCAGUUGGUCCCAUUGGAAAGAGGAGGAAGCCAUGCAAGUUGUUCUUUUCAUGUGGCAGUCAUGAACGUAGCGAUAAAAAAAGAUCUGAUUCCCCUCAAAAAACAGAGAGUCCUACCAGCAACCAGCAGAAUGAGACCAUUAUCCCUCCUUUUUCAAAUAACACUGACAGUACAGUCGACCCAAUAGUACAAGCGCCCCCCAAGUGUACAUUAUCCCCACUGUAUACUACUGGCACCCAACAAGUUGAAGAAAGUAUUUCAGAGAAAAACACAUCACCUGUUGAAGAGGAUCCAAAUCUUUUUCUUCAAGCAGCUAAAGAUGUGAUAAUUUCCAAUUUAGAAGAAGACCUAAGCCACAUUGCCAGACAACUAAAAGUAUCUGAUUUGAUGGAGGAAAGUGUUAUUGACAUACAAAGUGGCAAUAAAAGGGACAGUUUGCAGUCGUAUGUAAAACGUAGUCUUUCUCAGACUGAUGAAGCUGAUGUUCCUAUAUCAUGGCUCUUCCUACGUGGUGCUCUAGAACACAGGGAGAAUAUUUUCAUGAAUAAAGAAGAACUACAUGAGAUUGCAAAAGAGUGUGGGAUUGAGGAGGAUUUUGAAGAUUUUUGUGGAUUUUUCACAUCAUUUGGGAGCAUCUUUGAUAUCAGUCUCAAAUGUCAAAGCAGCAAAAAAAUAGUUAUCAUCAAGCCAGAUGAAUUCUUAUCUAAGGUUAAUAAGGCAUUUGAUAUCAUCAGUAGUCCAGAUGAGCAAGGUUCUAGCUAUAAAAAAGAUGGAAUCAUCACAAGUGAAACAGCCACAAAACUGUUUGGGGCGGCAGAAGGAAAGUCGUUUAUGACAGUUUUCGUGCAAGUUGGUAUAGCAGCUACUAUACCAACUGACCAUGAUGAGUACUACUACAUGCCUUGUGCUCGGAAAUUAAAGCAGCAACUGUUACCUGACAAGGCAGCAGUCAAAGUCCUGCUAAAUAUUCAAUGUCCAACUGUAGUGAACUAUGAAGUUUCUUUCACUGAAUGCAUGCUUAACUUAUAUGGUAAUGAUGCACAGCUUCAGUCCUCUGAAUAUGAAAAUGUGACAAUCAUAAAACUUAUUAAUGGUAGUAACAGCAAUGGCUUCGUAACAAUUAUUUACAGAGGAGAUGAGAUUGAAGUCAAAGUUGAAGCAGCAAAUCACAGCUCACGCUUGGACUAUGUUAUUUUAGUCUUACGAGCCUUUCAACAACUUGCACAAAAAGCAGCAAAUAAUGGGACCUUUGCUUAUGCCUUUGCCACUAAGUGCAAAAAUGAUUAUCACCUGCUAGAUCUGCCUAAUGACCUAUGUGAAAAAUGUCAGAAAAAUGAAGACCUUCAAAUUUGGGCAGAAGCACUGAAACAGGCUCCAAUACAGGAAGAAUUCAAAUUUAAAACUGACAUUACUCCUGAAGAUAUCUCCUUCAUAUCAAGUGGUCUUGAAACUUGCAGCAAGGAGACAUUGAUUUCAUUCUCAAGGAAGUUCUUAAAAUAUAGCUUAGAGGAGGAUUGGGUGAGGGAUUGGGUUUCCCCAAAUUGGCUGAAUGUGAUGUGCAUACUCACUAAUUGGAUGACAAAAGAAAAACGUCAGGGUCAUUUGGUAACUAAAGCAGAGCUGGCAAGAAAGAUCCGUACAUUUGGCAAUGAGAAUAAUAAUACUGAAUUUCAAAUAGUAGGACGGAGACUACUUAGCAAAGUAAUUCAAGAGACUAACACUCUUAAUAGAAGACCUAGUGAUAUAUCUAGGCAAAACUGACAGGUUUCUGACUUAUAGCAGAAGCAACUAUUCAUGUAGACAAUACCUCAGGUUUAAAUGGUAAAGUCGUUGGUGCCAAGAUCAUAAUUAUAUUAUACUUCAUCUAAACUCUUAAUUGGGUGGGUUGGUUAUUUGACACCCAAUGACAGUAUGGGAGGUCGUCUGGACUAUAAUACCCUUAAUGUUUUACAUUCUUCUAGUUAUUAUACUAUCAUUGAUCAAGUAGAUCAUUUUAUAAA